AUGACAGACAGUGAGGGAAGCCGCACUUCACAGAGGAGAAUGGUUGAGGGUGAGUCAAGCAAUGCAAGAGAGACAAGGCUUAAGAUGCAAGCCGAUUUGAAGAGGAUGGAUCAGAGGAUGGAAGGGUCUGAUGCAGAGGAGUAUGUCUACUCUGAGGAACAGUCUGAGAGUGAGAGACUGAGGGAAGAAAGGAGAACCAAGAAGAGGAAUGACCCUAUAAGUAGUGAGAGUGAGCAAGGGGAGUUUGAGAUUGGAGUGAACCUUGUUCAAGAGGGGGGAAAUGGCUCUCCAAAUGAGGAAGGAGAAGAGGUGAACCAAUUGGUUGAUGAAGAUGACCAAGAGGGGAACCAAGAUGAGCCAAUGGAAGAGGUUGAGGAAGAGCAAGAGGAGGAUGAGCUCCCCAUGUACCAAGAGCACUACAAUGCUCUCUUCUCCAUGGACUUUGUGGAGACUAAGCACCCACACGAUGACACCAUGAGAGAUCUUGGUAUCUUUGAGGAUGUGGAGUUGGUGCUCAAGAACAUGCAAUUGGGGAAGUUCUUCUCUCACCGCAUGGAGUCUUACAAGGAGUUGACUUGUGAGUUUUUGGCGUCGAUGAAGCAUCACGAGUUUGAUGAGCUCGAUCGAGCUGUUUGGGUUCACCUAUGGAGAAGGUCCAAGGCUGCCCAGAUCAGAAGUCCUGUGCUUAGAUAUGUCCACAAGGCUCUUGCAAACACCUUCUUUGCAAGGAAAGCCACUGGAACAAUCAAUGAGGGAGAAGUGAAGCUCCUUACCAUGGGAAUCAAGCCUAUCAUCUCACGAACUAGGGAUGGGAAGAAGAUCAGAGGAGACAGGGCACACGCAGGGAAUCUCAUGCCUCUCCUUGAGCAGCUCCAAGCCUACAAGGUCACAGCUUACAACACUAGGCACCAAAGAGGAAGAAAGCUUAGUGUUGGAGGGGUGAUCACACCAAUUCUUUGUGCAGCAGGAGUUCAAGUGGACAAGAGAAGGUCUACUCCACCAGGAAUUGGAUGGGAGAUUCCAAUUCAAAUUCACCCACCCACGGCUGGACUCUCCAAGCUUCUUCUGCCCAACCCUGAGCUCACCACGGUCCUAGGAGGUACAAACAUUGACUUCAGACCCCCUGUGUACACUUUGGUUGGGCAUGAAGCAGAUUUGCAAGAAGAAGAGAUCGAGCUCGAUCGAGCUGAGGAUCGAGCUGAGGCUCAAGCUGAAGAUGGAGUGCAGGAAAGCGCUGACUUGGGUGAGCCUGAGUGCUAUUACUUUGAGGAGUAUGAGGCUCCAAGGAUGAACCCCUCUGUUGUGGCUGCUCACAAGAGGAUUGGACUUCUCCAAAAGCUCACCAAGUGGCAAGGGAAGGCCAUGGACAAGAUGCAAAAGUCCAUGGAUAAGAUGGUGAGCAAGAUCAAGAGCUUGGAGAAGAAAGUAUCUGGUUCUUCAAGCAAGAAAAAGAAGGCACCCAAAGCUCCCACUUUCCCUAGGAGUAGGUCACUCCUCACCACUCAAAGGAGACUCCCUGCCCAAGAGCCUCACAGAGCCUCUUCUUUCGAGCCAAGGGAAGGAGAAGACAACACGCAGAGAAGGAGGAAGACUUCCAAGGCCAGACGCUCCAGCUCGACCACCGGACUCGAUCGAGUCCAAACAGAGGAAACUCAACUCGAUCGAGCUGACGGUCGAGCUGACCAGGAGGAGCCCCAGUUCGAGGAUCCGGAUUUGAAUACGAUCCCAUGCCUUACCAGGAGCCUCCCCGGAGUAGAUGGAACCCCUAUGGACAGUACGAGCUACCAAUGCUUCACCAAGGCCAAGGAAGCCACACACAUUUCAACGCUGAAGAAGAGGAGGAAGAGGAGCCACAAGCUUGUUUACUUUGUUCUUAGUUUUUCAUUUAGCUUGGGGGAGGGUUCAAGAGAUGAUUUAACCUUGUUUUCUUUGUUCUUAGUUUUUCAUUUAUCUUUUGCAUAG
This is a messenger RNA of Microthlaspi erraticum, 1962 nucleotides long. The record is from the annotation of a GenBank genome assembly. Lineage: Eukaryota; Viridiplantae; Streptophyta; Magnoliopsida; Brassicales; Brassicaceae.